Monopterus albus (swamp eel) is the source of this 2447-nucleotide messenger RNA. RefSeq names its product serine/threonine-protein phosphatase 2B catalytic subunit alpha isoform-like. Bases 247 to 1815 code for a protein of 522 amino acids. The record is from RefSeq and is a predicted model, not a curated record. Gene Ontology annotation, biological process: calcineurin-mediated signaling. The transcript has 14 exons. NCBI's taxonomy places the organism in Eukaryota, Metazoa, Chordata, Actinopteri, Synbranchiformes, Synbranchidae. Gene Ontology annotation, molecular function: calmodulin-dependent protein phosphatase activity.
CUCUCUCCGUGCGUCCUCCCCCACAGUAACAGUUUAGCAGCAGCAGCAGCAGCAGGAGCUCUUACAGCAUCCACCAUCCAUCCCUGCUUGGGAAGCAGCAGCAGUCCUAUCCGGCGCAGCACCGACGCACGGCAUCAUCUAGGCCAAGUGAUGCCACAGCAUCAGUCGCAUUUCGACACCAAAUACUGAAAAUACAUCCUAAAGGAGGGAGAGAAGACACUUCAGCCUCGAAGACAGCAACUGCUCAUGAAGAUGUCUAACGCUGACAUCGUCUUAAACGCCACCGAUCGGAUGGUGAAAUCUGUCCCCUUCCCCCUGAGCCACCGCCUUACAAUGAAGGAAGUAUUUGACUGUGAAGGGAAACCUCGUGUGGAUCUCCUGAAAGCCCACCUCACCAAGGAAGGCCGUGUAGAGGAAGCUGUGGCACUUCGAAUCAUCAAUGAGGGAGCCGCUAUUUUGCGUCAGGAGAAAACUAUACUGGACAUUGAGGCACCAGUCACAGUCUGUGGGGACAUCCACGGACAAUUCUUUGACCUUAUGAAACUGUUUGAGGUGGGAGGAUCACCAGCCACAACACGGUAUCUGUUCCUUGGGGACUAUGUUGAUCGCGGCUACUUCAGUAUUGAGUGUGUUUUAUACCUUUGGUCGCUGAAAAUCCUCUAUCCAAAGACUCUAUUUUUACUUCGUGGAAAUCAUGAAUGUAGACAUUUGACAGAAUAUUUCACCUUCAAACAAGAAUGUAAAAUCAAGUACUCAGAGCAGGUGUAUGACUCAUGCAUGGAUGCAUUUGACUGCCUUCCUCUGGCUGCACUCAUGAACCAACAGUUUCUGUGUGUUCAUGGUGGACUGUCACCUGAAAUACACACCUUAGAUGACAUUAAAAAGUUGGAUCGGUUCAAGGAGCCGCCGGCAUUUGGGCCUAUGUGUGACCUGCUGUGGUCUGAUCCUCUGGAAGACUUCGGCAAUGAGAAAUCCCAGGAAUACUUCGGCCACAACACAGUGCGAGGCUGCUCCUAUUUCUACAGUUAUCCAGCUGUGUGUGAGUUCCUACAGAGCAAUAACCUAUUAUCAAUUAUUCGAGCACAUGAAGCACAAGAUGCUGGCUACCGGAUGUACCGUAAAAGUCAGACCACUGGAUUCCCAUCUCUCAUUACCAUCUUCUCAGCACCAAACUACCUGGAUGUUUACAACAACAAAGCUGCUGUACUGAAAUACGAAAAUAAUGUCAUGAACAUCCGACAGUUCAACUGCUCACCUCAUCCCUACUGGCUGCCCAACUUCAUGGAUGUCUUCACCUGGUCUCUGCCAUUUGUUGGAGAGAAAGUCACAGAAAUGCUGGUGAAUGUGCUGAGCAUCUGCUCUGAUGAUGAACUCAUGAAUGAUGAAGAUGAGAUAUUUGAUGCCAAUGCAGCUGCAGCACGCAAGGAGGUGAUCAGAAACAAGAUCCGUGCUAUUGGGAAAAUGGCCAAAAUGUUCCAAGUUCUCAGAGAGGAAAGUGAAAAUGUGUUGACGCUUAAGGGCCUGACGCCCACUGGCAUGCUGCCGAGUGGGGUUCUGUCUGGAGGGAGACAGACACUGCAGAGCGCCACCAUUGAAGCCAUUGAAGCCGUUGAGACGCAUGAUGAGGACAUAGAAGCUAUCCGUGGGUUCUCCCCCCAGCACAAGAUCACCAGCUUUGAGGAAGCUAAGGGUCUAGACCGCAUCAACGAGCGCAUGCCACCUCGCAAGGACGGGGUGAACCAUGUGGGUCACUCCAUGGGAAAGAUGAAUAUGUCAGAGGCAAACGGCACGGAUGACAACAGCAACAUCCAAUGAUGUGCUGUCUGAGCCCCAGAAUGGCGCUGCUGUUGCUCUGUGCAGUGAGACAUUGCCAAAUCAGGAACUCAGGCCUCAGAACAUAGAAAUCAAACAGGCCUACAGACAGAACAUGAAAUCUGCAGCAAAUCUAAAAUGGGCGAAAAGGUCAUUUUUUUCAUAACGGUGUCAUUGCACAGCUGGGGGAGGGGGGAGUUGGGGUUGACAGCUGAAGGAUAAGGAGAGGGCAGCAGGCUGCAGCUUGACUGGAGAAACGUGGUUGAAAGUUGUCUCCGCCUGUUGUUUCUUUUCUCAGUUCCAUCACAGAUGGAAUUGUUGGGGGUUGUGUUUAUCUUAGCAGAUGUCGGCUCCGUCAUUACAGGGCCUCACAGAUGACAUAAAUUCCAGUAUCCAUGCCACACAAAUCAUUUAGUGUUUUAUAAAGUGUUUAUUAUGAAUCACUCACAAAUUCACUUCUUGAGGAAAAUACUCUUGUUUACCUACAUGUUUUGCUAGUAUUAAUAAGUCAAACCACUUUUUUGAGAAAGAAAGCAAAAAAAAAAAGAAAAUGAUAAGCCAAGAGUGUACCUCUUAAAACUUGCAGUGCAAUCUUACCAGUGGACUUGAAUUUAUUGUUUUACUGUGUAGUAAGA